Molecule: messenger RNA, 900 nt
Organism: Colletotrichum orchidophilum
Lineage: Eukaryota; Fungi; Ascomycota; Sordariomycetes; Glomerellales; Glomerellaceae
Exons: 3
Coding region: 1-900 (299 amino acids)
Biological process (GO): regulation of DNA-templated transcription
Source: RefSeq, a predicted model, not a curated record
AUGACAAACUGUAACAGCGUGGUGGCAGAACUGGCAGCUUUACUAGAGAGGUACCGCGGUGGAGGAAUGAACUCGUCCGCGCGAUGGGCGCUUUCCGGAAAGAAAGAAUCUGCCAAGAUAAGAGGGUCGCUGGAGGCGCAUAAGGGUGCGUUGGCACUAGUUGUGGAAGUGACCACGCUGCACAUGGCCGCAGCAGCGGCGACUGAUAUCGGUAAGGUCGCGGUAGAUUCGUCGCUGAUCAAGGGACACACGAUGAGGAUCAUCGAACAACUUGCUAAGCAAGACGAAAUCCUGGAACAGAUUGCCUGGAUCCGGGGAGUGAUCUCCCAGCGGUCAACCGGCAGCGAAGGUGGGACCUUGGUCAUGGACGGAUAUCUCGAAACACUAAACGAUUAUGCUGGCUCUGUGUGUGGAGACUUUGUGACAGAUGAGGUUGCAGAGGAGAUGCGGCGAGGUCCGCUCAACAGCACCGACAGAACCAGCACAACGCUGCUUGGCCUGGCCCCGAUCAAGCCUCUGGCCACCCUCAAUGACCAACCCGACCCCAUGACUAUUGUCAUAGGAAAUACACAUCGGCUGGUCGAGCCAACGAAGACGAAACCGAACAACCGACAUCUCUGGUCCUUUUUCGUGAGGGCUUCUGGGGAGGAAAUUAUCCAACAAGUCCGAAUCGACUUGCAUCCUACGUUUUCCCCAUCUCGACUACUGCUGAAGACAGCUCCGCACAAGGUGACCAAGAUAGGCUGGGGCUAUUUCGUUAUUGACGUCAAAAUCAAGCUGAAAUCGGGGUAUCGCUGGGCGAAUAACACCCACUCUCUGCAUUUGGAGUGGAAACUCGACUUUGAUGGGGUUGGAAGCUCGAUUGCACAUCAGUACACCGUCACGACAAUGCGUGGAUAG